AUGCCGUUACCUCUGGGUGAAUCACCCUCGCGAUCCUCGUCACGGCCUCGACGAGUCCCGAAGACUGCCAAUGUCUCCAGGCGGGACAAGGUCCGACAAGGAAGGCUGAUACGCUGCUGGACCGAUGAAGAGGAAACCUUUCUUUUCCGAAGUCGAAACCAGAAACUACCCUACAGACACAUUGCCAAUCGGCUUGAAAAGUCGGAACUGGCUUGUCGCCUGCACUACCAUCACAUGAUGGUGGGCCGAAAAGGGCAUCGGGUUGAUGAGGUGGAAGACGACGUGUCGGACGAUGGCGCUGCCACUUCACCACCGAACAUGCCAGCCAGAGUCCAAACACCCACGCUGCCGGAUUCCCACGCUGCCGUGGCUUUGGAACCCAGGCCGGCCACAGCUGCUCCUCAGCUCUGUACGUUGCCGAGCUUUGACACCUUCCUCCGAGAUACCUUCCAUCGACGGAGUGUGUCGAUGCCAGACGCUGUGACCGGUGCAGGCAACAUGGUGCUGGAAGGCCAAAGAAGAAAAGAAACAUAUGUUCCUAGCAGCCCGAGGUCCGUCAAGACAGGAUCUAGAACGUGGUUGCGCGAGGAUGUGCGGCCGCCUCCACCAUUCCCAGUGCGUGAUGCCAGCAGCCCGCACGGUGCCGGAACUACCCCAUACCGUAUUCCACUGGGUCGAUCUCCGGAGAUACAAUACGUGGAAGACUCCAAGACAAGCUAUUUCAAGCCUGUCCCUUCCAUCCAGUUUUGA
Molecule: messenger RNA, 750 nt
Organism: Capronia epimyces CBS 606.96
Lineage: Eukaryota; Fungi; Ascomycota; Eurotiomycetes; Chaetothyriales; Herpotrichiellaceae
Exons: 2
Coding region: 1-750 (249 amino acids)
Source: RefSeq, a predicted model, not a curated record